AUGGCAGACAAAGAAUUAUACCUUCACCUGAAGUAUAGCAGGCAAAGACGAAAAACAGUAAUAUCAAAAGCUUAUGAGUUCUUAUAUGGGUCAGGUGCAGAAAAAUACUUACUUAUUCCUCCUCUCCCACUCUGUGCGCGAACAAAAAUAUAUUGUUUAGUAGUGUUAAUUUUAUUUUUUUAAAUUUAUGUAGUAAAUUUUUUUUUUAAAAAUACCCCAAUUCGCAAAAAUUGGAAAGCAAUAUUAAUUUAACUUGUAAAAUUUAUGUUUUAAAAUGCAAUUUGUUUAAAAUUAAACAGAAUUAGCUAGAGAUUUGAUUAUAAUAAUAAUCACUUAUAGAUUGAAAAAAAAAAAUUUUCAUAAAAAAUUUGUUAUCAGAAAAAUUUUUGUUUAAUUACGGAGUGUGGUUUUUGGGCAAAAAAUAGGGAUUUUUCCAAUGGUUUUGUUCGCCCACAGAGAGGUGGAGUUAAAAAAAUCAAGAACGAAGAGGCACAAAAACUUAACUGAAAACUACCAGCCAAUUCUGCUUCAGAAAGAAGAUGUAUUCCUAGACUGUGAAGAGAUCGAAAAACCAAUUCCUAUUAUAAAACAGCAAGGAAACCUUUUGAAACCUCGAAAGUCUAAAACUGAAACUGUAGCAAGCAUAUAUCAAGAUAAAACGCUUUUGAAGAAAAAUAAAGAUGAAAUAACCAAAUCUUCAAGCGUGCUUAAAAGAAAUGCAUCGAAUCGGUCAAUCUCACCAUUAAUAAGCACAGUUUCUAUAUCUACACUACUUCUACAUAGAAAAAAAUCUGUCAUUCAGUUCCGAGAAUUUACUCCAGUUUUAUUACACAAAAAAAAGCCUGAAAUUAAUAAUAAUUUUUAA
Blepharisma stoltei is the source of this 865-nucleotide messenger RNA. The record is from the annotation of a GenBank genome assembly. NCBI's taxonomy places the organism in Eukaryota, Ciliophora, Heterotrichea, Heterotrichida, Blepharismidae.